ACAUAUACAGUUUUGUAGUAGCGUUUAAGGCAUAAAGCGUUAUUGUACUGUGUGUUAAUUGAAUUUCCCACAGUCUGCCUUUACGUGUCUAUCACCUGUUUCAUUAUAUUUUAUAAUUCUGGUCAAAAACCGUCUAUUUGUGUUAAGCUGUGCGACAUUGACAUAACUGGUGAAAAAGCGCGUGCAAUGUCCCUUUUUCCCAUUCUGGAUUUACUGUUUACGUAGAUCCAAAAGAUGGCUCCCACUGCACUGUUAGUUCUACUGGUGCUCCAGUUUGGACUUGGUCAAAGCUCUCACAAGCAUUCUGAUGAUGAUCACUAUUUUGACCAACAGCAUAAUCCUGAGCACGACAUGGACAUGCUGCUGGGAGAUGAGGACACAGAGGAGUUCAAGAAGCUCAGCCCUGAAGAGCAGAAGAAAAAGAUGAUGCAAAUAGUAAAGAAAAUUGACACGAAUGGAGACAAUCUGCUAAGUGCAGAGGAGAUCACUGUGUGGAUUCAGCAGGUCUACAGGAACUAUGCCCUGGAUGAUGCAGAAGAGCGUUUUCCAGAGUAUGACACUGACAAUAAUGGCGUUGUAACAUGGGAAGAAUACAACAUGGUUGCUCAUGGGCAGCUCAUAAAUUUUGAUGACAAUCCAGUGAUGGAGGAUGCAGAAGAGGAGUCCAUUAGACAUCUCCAUCAGAAGGAGAGGAGGCGCUUUGACCAUGCUGAUCUGGACGGUACUCCUGGUCUUAAUGUAUCCGAGUUUCUUGCCUUCACACACCCAUCUGAAGUGGAUCACAUGGAUGACUUUGCAAUUGAAGAUGUUUUGAGUGAAUAUGACACAGAUAAUGAUGGAUACAUCAGUCUGAGUGAAUUUAUUGGAGAUGUGCGCGGUGAUGAUGAUUCCCCUUCACAAUGGGAAAUGGAAGAAACUGAGCGUUUUAAAGAUCUCUAUGAUCAAGACAAGGAUGGGAAGCUGGACCGAGCAGAGCAGCUUCGCUGGGUGGCGCCUAAUAGUUACGGUUCCGCAAGAGAGGAGGCCCUUCACCUCAUUAAGGAAAUGGACGGUGAUGGAGACGGACAGAUCUCUCAGGCCGAAGUUUUGAAAAACCAAGAAACAUUCAUGAACAGUGAAGUGACAGACUACGGCAGACAGCUGCAUGUUUCCCAUGAUGAAUUGUAAUUAAAGUGAUAGAAUUUUCAUGUCAAUUCAUGUAGUUGUCAUUGGUUAAAUUCUUUAGUUUUGAAAGAGGGAAUAUAUUUUCACAGAACUGUCUGAUACAGUGAUGUUAAAGAAAGUCGUUACAAAACAAAAUUAAAUCUAUACAAUGCAAUGCAGCCACUAGUGUAGGGAUAAUUGAACAUUUAACAUAAAUAUCAAAUUAACUGUAGGUAAUUUGAUCAUAUUUAAAGAUCUGAAAUGAAAGUGUUUUAGAAGGGUUUUCUUUGAAUAGUUGAACAAGUGAAAUGACGUGAAUCUCCGUGUUUCUUCUCUUCCUCAUUCAAAUCUAUCGAGAGAGUGGUUUGUGGCAGUUGAAGGGUUGGUUUCCUGAAUGUAGACUCAACUGUUUCUCUUGCACUGAGCAGCAGCCUGCUACACGGCUGAAAGAGCGAAUUUGUGAAUUUAAGUGGAUUAUCUGAUGAGGACAGUUUAACCCACAGCCAAGAUGAAACUGGAGUUUAAAGAUUCAUUCUGGGUGAGUUAUUCAGGAGUUCGUUUGUAUUUGUAGUUGUUUAACACUUCAUCCUACCUCCAGCAACACCAUUAAAAACUAUUAUGUUAGUUUGGUAAACAAAUUAAACAAAAAUGUCAAAUUUUGGUGAAAGUGUAUGACUGCAAAUUAUAGAAGCCAAAAUAAAAGUUUAUCCUAUUUGA
Molecule: messenger RNA, 1860 nt
Organism: Cynoglossus semilaevis (tongue sole)
Lineage: Eukaryota; Metazoa; Chordata; Actinopteri; Pleuronectiformes; Cynoglossidae
Gene: rcn2
Product: reticulocalbin 2
Exons: 8
Coding region: 235-1167 (310 amino acids)
Cellular component (GO): endoplasmic reticulum
Molecular function (GO): calcium ion binding
Source: RefSeq, a predicted model, not a curated record